Molecule: messenger RNA, 4582 nt
Organism: Carassius gibelio (silver crucian carp)
Lineage: Eukaryota; Metazoa; Chordata; Actinopteri; Cypriniformes; Cyprinidae
Gene: slc45a4b
Product: solute carrier family 45 member 4b
Exons: 8
Coding region: 948-3350 (800 amino acids)
Biological process (GO): transmembrane transport
Cellular component (GO): membrane
Molecular function (GO): sucrose:proton symporter activity
Source: RefSeq, a predicted model, not a curated record
GGAUUUGGGAACGUUAUUGACGUUUAUAUUAGCCAGCGAGGUUGAUUAUGUGUCUAACAAUAACAUUAAGCUUUGACUGGAAAUAACUGGGUUUAAGUUUUGGUUUCCAGGCGUACUUCCAAUCACAAACAGGAAACCGUACAUGUUUAGGCAUGAUUUCAGCUCCAUCAUGGGCUUCUUAAAAGAUAGUUGCACGUGAUUCAACGAAAGGCACCUCAUCGCCACGUCCGCAUGCCUUAAUAACAGAUGACCUCCUAUAUACCGUCCUCUUGUCAGCUUGUCAUAUUUUCACGCCAGUCUCUGACAGAGGUGUCCAUUCGCCCACCUGACUCUUGUCACAGCAGGCCUGGGCUGCUCUGGGGUGGAUGUUACCUACCAGAAGCGUCUGGGUGUAACUUAACCUUAUCAGUGUAGCGCACGGGGGACGGACGGUUAUCACGGGCGUCUCAUGUAACCAGCAAAUAAAACUAGUGACACGUUUUUGGCUCUGUCACACUUCAGUUUGUUCUGUAGAACUACUUGAGUGUACCUGUCUACUUAACUUGAUCUGGGACAAAAUUUCUGGGUUAAAAGGAUCAUUUUUACGUCAGAUGAAACAAGGUACUUAACGAGAUUAAUAAGUAAUUCCAUGGAAGCACAGAGAGGAACAUCCACCUGUUCUGCUCUCCAUACCCUCCCCCAUUUCCCUCUUUCUUUUCAUGAAAACAUGACUUGUGAGUUACACCAACAAAGCUCUAUAUGGACUAGGAUUCAUUGCAACGGUUGGUAGAUCUCUCACUGAAAUAUAUGGAACAACUUGACAUCUCUUGUUACUGCGGGUGUUUUAUAAUAAGAAGCCUGCUGUGGAUUAUGAAAGAUCGGUGUAAGGAGAAUACAGUCUGGACUUGUGAGGGGUAAGUACCACAGGAAACGUUUCUGGACCAAGACAGCAGACACCAGCUUCGUAUAUGCAGGCCAGCAUGGCACCCAAGAACGCUGUCCCAGAGUCCGUUCCAGUGCUGGAAAUGGCAGUCGUACAAGAAAAGGAUUCGAACGGUGGACAGAAUGCAGAGAAGGAGAAAGAGCGGGAAGUGGAGAUGUCAGAGGACUCAGCCAGUGAGGAUUCUGUAAACAACAUCCCAAAGCGGUUAUGGGUCAUGCACGGUGCCGUCAUGUUCGGGAGGGAGUUCUGCUAUGCGAUGGAAACAGCACUAGUCACUCCUGUGCUGUUGCAGCUAGGUCUCCCGGAGCAGUAUUACAGCUUAACCUGGUUCCUCAGCCCUAUUUUGGGUUUAAUUUUCACUCCUCUGAUUGGCUCAGCAAGUGACCGUUGCACAUUGAAAUGGGGUCGGAGGAGACCCUUCAUUUUGGCACUGUGUAUUGGAGUGUUAAUAGGAGUGGCCUUAUUUCUUAAUGGAUCUCUAAUAGGUCUGUCUCUGGGUGAUGUUCCCAGUAAUCAACCGUUUGGGAUUGUGCUGACCGUUGUUGGUGUGGUGGUUCUAGACUUCUGUGCUGAUGCUUUGGAUGGACCAAUCAGAGCCUACCUCCUGGAUGUGGCUGAUACUGAGGAACAGGACAUGGCUCUAAAUAUCCACGCUUUCUCAGCAGGGCUGGGAGGUGCUUUAGGUUACAUGCUAGGAGGGCUGGACUGGACCAAUACCUUCCUAGGUCGAGCUUUUAAAGCCCAAGAGCAGGUCCUCUUUUUCUUUGCUGCCAUCAUCUUUAUCAUUUCUGCGACCCUUCAUCUUUUCAGCAUCAAGGAGCAUCUAUAUAACCCCAACCAGCCAUGGGUACUGAAGGAUGAGGAUGAAGAAAGGCCACCUCCUGUCCAGCUCUAUGGCAGCUUUCCAUCUACUCGUCUCAUACCUCAACUAGAACUGAUCCCUGAAGAGGAGCCAUUGUCAGCUCAUGAGGAUGACCAUUCUGAGCGGGAUGUUUCAACAGACUUUCUUAACAUCGACCUAGUAAGGAGUAAAAGUGACUCUGUUUUAGCCAUGCCAGAUGCUACAGUAGAGCUUGACCCAGACUUGGACUUGGAUCGUGAUGGGCAGUUUCUGUACGACAUUGAACCGACUUUAUUCCAGGACUUCCAGGGUCUACAAGAUGAUGGAACAACAUUGAAUUGCUGCAACACCAGCCAUGCAGGUCAAUGCACUAACCACCACUUACAGAAUUGCGAUAGCAAUGGGGAACAUGUCUGUGGAGCUGCCAAAACCAUAAACGGAAGCUUUGCUGUUUCUGGAAAUCCAGUCACUGGAGCAGUGAGUGCCGCCAAUCACCCAGGCAAAGUCGGUUUACGUCCAUCUGGCGUCCCAGUGCGUCGCCGCACCCCUUCUUUCUACCGCCAGCCCUCCUUCACCUUCUCUUAUCACGGACGUGUGGGCUUUCAAUGGCGAAGGCGCUAUGGCAACAUGGCUGGGCCAAUCAAAUCUUCACGAAGCCUGAAUGACAUUGACGAAAUCGAUACACGGCAUGAACGGCGGAAGUUGCCGAUAAGUCGCAUUUCUGCAUCCCUCAUGAUUGAGGAGGAUGAAGAGAGUGAGGAUGGGGAUGAUGGUACGACAGUCAAACUGCUCUGGUUGUCCAUGCUGAAGAUGCCACCCCAGCUCUGGCGUUUGUGUGUAUGUCACCUGCUCACCUGGUUCUCCAUGAUCGCACAAGCUGUGUUCUACACGGACUUCAUGGGCCAGGUCAUCUUUGAAGGAGACCCAACUGCUGCUGCUAACUCCACCGCCCUGCAGAACUACAGUAAAGGUGUGCAGAUGGGCUGCUGGGGGCUUGUGAUCUAUGCAGCUACAGCUGCGCUCUGCUCAGACGUGCUCCAAAGGAUCUUAAACAACUACGACCUAAGCAUAAAAAUCGUCUAUAUGUUGGGGACUCUAGGCUACGCAGUGGGCACAGCCAUCAUGUCCAUCUUUCCCAAUGUAUAUGUAGCUAUGGUGAUGAUAAGCACCAUGGGAAUCAUCUCUAUGAGCAUGUCAUACUGCCCUUAUGCUCUGCUGGGACAGUACCAUGAAAUUAAAGAGUACAUUCAUCACAGCCCUGGAAACUCACGGCGAGGCUUUGGCAUCGACUGCGCCAUCCUGACGUGUCAGGUGUACAUCUCUCAGAUCUUGGUGGCGUCGGCGCUCGGCGCAGUUGUAGACGCCGUCGGUACGGUUCGAGUGAUCCCCAUGGUUGCAGCGGGAGGUUCCUUUCUUGGUUUUCUUGCUGCGGCUUUCCUCGUCAUCUACCCUGACACACUUGAUGAUGAAGAUGAGCAAGGCCCAAGCUCUGUGAAGUCAGAGGCUGCCUCCAGUAACAGCACAGAGAAGCUCAAGCCGAUGCCAAGGAACAGUUCCAGCAAGUCAGAGGCGGAAUCCUUAGUUUGAGUGUUAGAACGUAAAAUACUUGAGCUAUUUAAGUACAAAUCCUAGAAUGCACAAGCAAGUUAAGAGGAAAGGACAAGAGGGACAUUGUCUACCAUUCAUACACUUUCACAUAUGCUGAGUGUAAAUCUGCGGAUAUGGUACAGAGACAAACCUAUAUGAGUCAAAUAUGUGAUUUCUGAGAUUAUUUCUCAAAGCUAUUUAUUAUUUGUUCCCAAAAUUUCCAUCGUCUACACAAAAGUAUGUUUCAGUUUUUAUUUUUAUUUUUUUUAUAACCAGGUUUACGUCACUACAUUUGAAGACAUUUCACAUUCUAAUUCAUUUUUUUUCACACAUUAUCAUUUCACUUUGCAAAUCAACAUGUAAAUGCCAGAUCUAAGUUUGCAUUUUUUUUUAGACUGAUAUUUUAUCAGUGUUGAAAUGUGUCUGAUUAUCAUUGUAUUCCCCUCCUCAGCCUCGUAUCGUACAAACACUCAGGGGAAAGCUGAACGGCUGCUGCUUCUGAGCAGAAAACGCUCACUUCUGUUUAGACUUUAACUAUGCACAAUGCCAAAUCAUUUUGUUCUAAUGAUCCUGGACUUUGAGCAAGACAUUGUUUUUGAGAGUUGCCUUUAGUUCAUAAACUUGAUUAUCUUAGGUACACUAUUUUGAGGUAUGAAGAACACGGAGAGCUGAGACACUGAGUAAGGAAAUGGCUUUGCUGUACAGCAGUGAUUGGUGUGAAAUGAAGAAGUGUGUUUAGCUGUCAUGGCAGUUUUCACUGGGUUUCAGCCUCCAUCUUAAGUGAUGACACUCCAAUAGCAGCAGUAUUUUUCACAGCAAAAAUCACGAUACUGUUCCAAUACUGUUGUGUAGUUUAUAUACACAAGUUUUGAGUUAAUUUCUUUUCAAGAAGACAGGCCAAAAAUGUCUUUUACUAGUUAGUCACAGAACCCCUCUGGCUAAGUGAACUAACUGAGCUAUGGCUCCAUAAUGAUGCUCAUAAAUGUAGAUUAUAUACAUAGCUGGAAGUGUGACAUCUGUACAGAGGUCAGUAGGCUGGCUUUGUAUCCUAUUUUAUCAGAAAGGAAGUUUUUCUUUGUGUGCUUUUCAUAAACAAGGUGAACACUUUUUUUGUAUUCAUUUUUGUAUGUGUGGUACUGUUUUUUAGUGUUCCAAAUUGAAAGUUUAUAAUGGUUCCAGGUGUUUAUUUUGAAUUUGUGUUCAGUUUCGAUAAAGAGAAAGUUUGGCACUUU